Strongylocentrotus purpuratus (purple sea urchin) is the source of this 1141-nucleotide messenger RNA. RefSeq lists its product as uncharacterized. The record is from RefSeq and is a predicted model, not a curated record. The transcript has 4 exons. Gene Ontology annotation, biological process: signal transduction. Gene Ontology annotation, molecular function: protein binding. Bases 91 to 933 code for a protein of 280 amino acids. NCBI's taxonomy places the organism in Eukaryota, Metazoa, Echinodermata, Echinoidea, Camarodonta, Strongylocentrotidae.
AUUGUGUAGAUGUCUUAAGCCUGGCUUUGAAGGCUUAAAUUCUAUUUAACCAGGGAGGUGAGACCUUAGCUCCCUGAUUUAACCAACAGCAUGGCGCCAAAGGCAUCUCCAGAUACCCGGGAUCUCGGCGACCAGCUGAGCUGUUCCGAAAUCAUGAGCCUCAUUGGGAACCUCCAUAAAGGGACCCCAUUAACGGACUUGGUCAUACAGUUCAUUAAGAUCGCAGAUGCCGCCAGAGAAAUGCUCUACACAUGGCACUCCAACGAAGACCCAGCCAACGCGCAGAGGGUGCUGGCAGAGAUUUCGAAAGGUAGGGAGAGGCUUGAAGAAAUUUUGAGAUCAGAUGAUGGACACGAAAGAGAAAGCCUCGUUAGUAUAGCCCAAAAUGUCGAAGGUGGGGCCCCAACACUGAUGCAGGACAUAAGACCUAUAUCCCUGCCGGAGCCCUUUCAACCAUCAUCAGCACCAUACCUCUCCCGCCCAAGAAAACGAACCCAAUGUUCCCAAACUCCUGCAGGGCAUGAGACCAAUACGCCUGGAGCCAGUGAACCAUCAUCAGCACCCUGCCCCUCCCGCCCCAAGAUACGAGCCGUCGCCAAUCCCCCUCAACAACCAGACACAGUACCCAUGCGAAUACCCCAGCAAACCAGCGAUGAGAUUACGGAGAUCAAGCUAAGGGACGUUUCCAUCAAGCUUGGUGGCGAGUGGAGGACGGUUGGAACUUAUUUAGGCUUUGGCAACUCUCAGAUUGAGGUUAUGCAGGAAGAAUAUCGAGUCGUUAAGGAAUGUAUCUUCCAGAUGUUACUACAAUGGCGAAAAACCAAUGGUGUCAAGGCUACAAAGGAAAAAUUUAAGAAGGCACUGAGGCGAUCGCAGCGUGAAGAUUUGGCAGAUUUCAUAGACGAAGCGGAUGAUUUAAUCCUAGCUAACUGACAAAAACUUUGAUGAUAUGACAGACUGAUGAAGCAAUUCCAGAGUCAUGUAAAAGUGCUCCUCUCCCCCCCCCCCCCCCCCCCCCCUCUCAUUUUUUUGUGCUUUGGCGGCACUUAUGUCCUUGGGCAGGACGUUAAAUGGCAACCUGGCAAAACUACUUGGCAAUAAAUUAAUGCAAUAAAGCUUUUUAUACUUUUUAUACUUUUUA